Molecule: messenger RNA, 3534 nt
Organism: Macrobrachium nipponense
Lineage: Eukaryota; Metazoa; Arthropoda; Malacostraca; Decapoda; Palaemonidae
Product: longitudinals lacking protein, isoforms H/M/V-like
Exons: 16
Coding region: 182-1738 (518 amino acids)
Biological process (GO): regulation of transcription by RNA polymerase II
Cellular component (GO): nucleus
Molecular function (GO): protein binding
Source: RefSeq, a predicted model, not a curated record
UGCCAUUUCCAGUGGAGACCAACCUAACGAUAUUUAGAGAAGGACGAUUGUUUUGUUAUUGAACAAACAGUGGUAUCAAAAAAUCUUAUUGAUUUAAAGGUGCAUGGAAUUGCUGGAGACUAUCAAAACCUUUUAAAGAAUUUUUGAAGCAUAUAGUAAGUUAUAACAGAAGCUUUGAAUAAUGCCGCCUGUGGAAAUCCAGUGGUGCGAUCAUUCCUCUGUCUUGCUGGAGUAUUUGCGUCAACUUUAUGAGGAAGGUCGUUUUGUCGACGUUGGUUUAGAAUGUGAGGGACGCCAAGUCAAAGCUCAUAAGGCUGUUAUAUCUGCCUGCAGUCCAUAUUUAGAGGGUUUAUUGAAGGGUAAUCCAGCUAGAAGCCAUCUUAUAAAAUUCAAUGGAUAUUCUUACACCAGUUUACGAGCGGUCAUAGAUUUUAUGUAUAAUGGCAAGGUCAUGGUUGAACAAGAACAGCUUGCCGCAUUCCUUAAAUUAGGCCGUGCCCUCCAGGUGAGAGGGAUCUUAGAUAUUGCAGCACAGUGUGAAGAGGCAGGUCUUACUACAGCAGAGGAAACAAAAUCCAAUGCCCAGUAUAGUACCACAGUCCAGCAGCCGCCAAAGGCAGCCCCACAAACUCCAGCAGCCAAAGCAGUACAGCAGAGUGGAGCCACUGCUGCUGAAACAAAGAAAUAUGCUUUCUUAUUAGAUAAAGGAUCCACGAAUCCAACCAAAAAGCCUGGUCCACAGUUUCGGAAGGUGAUGCCGAAUAUAAUAGGUACUGUGGACCAACAAGGAAAUAUUGCCAAAGUACAAGGCAUUGGUGCACAACAGGUAGCGCAACAACAAACACAUCAUGCGCAAACUGUACAGCAGGCACAACCUACACAGACAGUACAACAAGUUGUGCAGCAAGGACAAGCCGUUCAACGUCAGCAGGUACAGCAGGCAACCGAGGAGACAGUAGGUGAUGAUCAGAGCCAACAGCAGCAGCAGCAAGAAGCCGCCCCUACAACCUUGGAAGAAUUGCAACAGGCCCUCUCUUCAGGACAAGCUAUAUUGCAAACAGCAGACAAUGGCUCCGAACAGACGUUACAGAUGGUUGAAGGACAGUGUGUGGUAACAGGUUCAGGCCAGACAUACGUAGUUGUUCAGGAAGGAGACAAUAUCAGUUUUGUACCUGCAGAAAUGGUGCAAGGUGACCUAGGCCCAGAAGUCAACGGCGGACAGGUGGUUGAAGGGUUGGAUCCAGUGGAACAACAGCUUGCACAGAUGGAAGGCCAAGUACUUUCUCACAAUCAGGUGAUUGAAGGCUCGGGUCAGCAACAAACGACAGGUAAUACUGGCCAGGCAGGGAGUGGUGCCAAUGCUGGGGGUGAUUCUGGGUCCCUAGACACCAUGAGUGUGGUUGAAUCUCUGGUGAAGCUUGGUGAGAAACAACCUACAGAGAAUGAAAAUGGAUCUGGAGAGGAAGCUACAGAGGUUGGUGCUGAUAUGCCGAGCCUUGAUGGAGAUGGAACUGAUGACGCAACAGAGGUUGGUGCAUCAAUGCCUUGUAUAGGAGAAGAAGAUGAAACGGGGGCUGGAGAAGGGGAAGAGGAAAUGGAGACUGAUGUAGCCACUGAAGAAGAUACUGGCAAACGAAGGAGACAACCCACCCAGAAGAUGAUAGAAGCCAUGGGUAUGCUGAAGAGAAAAAUUCCAGAAUCUCCAACACAAGGUGGCAGAGGUAAAAAAAUGAAAUAAUUAGACACUGGAUCUUCACAUUCUUCUUGAUCGUUAGGAUUACUUAAGACUUAGGGGAAAUUCUACAGAUGGCAGCAGUCGCAUAAAAUAGAGGAGAUCUCGGACUUACUUUUUUUUUUUAUUUAAUUCCUUUAUUUUUCACAUUUGCUGCUCUACUUUAAAAGUGUUUGGGUAAUUUGUUGAAUUGAUUAUUUUUCUGUAUAGUAGAAUCCAUUGUAAAAUGUUUCCUGAGUCCUUUUGUGUACAUAGUUAUCAUCUCUGUAGAUUAAGGUCUUGUCAAGUUAUUUUAGCGCUGUUGAUGAUGAACUUAUUCACAUAAAUCCUACCUUGAGAGUCUAGUAAUGUUGCAAUUCCAUAUAUGCUGUUUUUGUUGACAAGGUAGUGAUUAUUGCCAAUAUUCAAUAUCACAGUCACUCUCUCUUACUUGAUUUAGUCAAGUUAGUUAUACUACAGUACUCAUCAGCUUUUGAUACUUGACUUGUUAAUCAAAUUCAAUUUUAUAAAUUGUCAGUGCUUCAUUUGUGAUGCAAGCUAAGAAUUUUGUGUAGGCAUCCAGUUUUGACUUGAAAUUGACUAAAUAAUUUCUUGAGUGUAGUUUUAACAAAGGAAAAAUGACUCCAAUUAUGAUCUUGUUUUGGUAAUAAAAAGUCUGUCUCUUUUGUUUUGUAUAUGAAGCAGUGUUUGAAGGGAUACCAUGUAAUGUAUGGAUUUUAGUAAGUCAUUGACUACUGAUAGUGGUUGCUACCAUUUCCAAGCUCAUAGAUUAUUAUUGUCUCUGUGUCUUGUAGGAUAGGUUACAGUUCACUUUGUUUUUUAGUCAUGUGGAAAGUACCUGUUUAUAUGUUACUGUUGCUAUUUCAUUCGGCAUUGUAAAAUACCAUAUUGAAAGUACCUUGCUUCUUUUCUAAGGUGUAGUAAACUUUUCAUUGCCAGCAAAAACUUCCUCCUCUUUCUCUACCCAACAUCAUUGAUUUUUUCCCAGGUUUCAACAUUUAUUUUGACCAUCUCUAAUUUGAUGUUUUCUUGGCUUGCUCAUUCAUUUAUUCGACUUGUGCAUUCUCAUUCGUAUUUCGCUAUCUAUUGUAGCUGUGUUUGUAAUCAGUGUACAUAAGUCUAGUGGCUCUUUUGUAAUAGUUAUUAGCAUAUAGAACUAUAUAGGGAUGUACACACACAGUUUAUAACAAAGUUGGCCGGACAUUGUUUCAGCUUCUAAUACAUUCAUUUUGUGGGUUGAAAACAGAUUUUAACAUCAAAGGAAAAUAAAUUACAGUGAUAGAAUACUUCAGUCAAAGUUUUGCAAAAAUAAUUGAAUUACGAGCAACACAUACUACUUUGAAUCAUGGUCAACCGUGUUAUAAUUUCUGGGAUUCUCUUCGUUUUUGAUGUCAACUUGCUGCCGAUGAUGUGUAGUACAGUAAUGAAAAGGUGGGAAAUAUUUAGAAGUGUACUUUUAUAUCCUUAAGUUCUAAAUCCGUCUGUACCCACAGAUCUGUUGCAGUUUAAAAGAACGGAAGGCCUAGUUGUCAUGCCGAUAUGAAGACUAUGAUAAAGGCUGUAAUAACUAAUAAUAACUGUACUUGUAUGCUUAACUGUAAAACAUUUAUAUCUUAGUGUACUGUUGACUGUACAUGUUGGUGAAGUAGAGAAGAGCAAGAAGUACAGUGUUCUGUUGCUACUCUGGAAAUUCAUAAGUGAUGUGUGCUUGGCUGAGUGAAUGACCUUUUUUGCCCUCAGCCUGACCAAAGGAAUACUGGAGGGUACGACUUGUAGUUUCAACGAUUAAAAAUAGUAAAUAC